UGCAAGUCUCUUUCCUUGAACGGUUCCGAAUCCCCAUCCGUCCUUUCUUCCUCUUCCAUUACACAGUAAAUGACGACGACCAUUUCACAGCUUCAAGCUGCAUACUUAAAUCCACCUCUCUCUAUCUCUCUCUCUCGCUCGCUCGCUCUCCCCAAUGGCGAAUCUCCUCCUUCCCAUCUUCUCCUACCUUCUCCUCUCCACCGUCGCCUCAUCCACCUCAUCUCUUCACCGAACCAAACGCAUCAUCUCCGACGUGCUCGACGACCACCUCUCCUCCGCCACACCAUCACCGCCGCAUCCGACCACAUUCUUCGAAGUCAGCCGACCCAUUCCGGUCCCCAAAACUCCGCCUUGCUCCACCCUCGUCCUCCGCCACGACUUCGCCUUCACGUACGAAAAACCUCCGGUCACUGCCACCUACUCCCCUCCCUCCCACUGCUCCCUCCUCCGCCGCCGCCUCCCUGCGCGCGUCAUUCUCGAAUGGUCCGCCGCAUCCACCGGCCGCCAAUUCGAUCGCAUCUUCGGCGUCUGGCUCGCCGGCGUCGAGCUCCUCCGCAGCUGCACCGCCGAACCUCGCGCCACCGGAAUCCUCUGGUCCGUUCGCAAAGAUGUCACUCGCUACUCCACCCUCUUCUCCAAACCGCAAACUCUCGCCGUCUACCUCGGCAAUCUCGUCGACCAGACCUACACCGGCAUCUACCACGUCAACAUCUCGUUCCACUUCUACUUCGACCCGCCGCCCCCACAUCCGCCGGCGACGGCGACGGCGGCUGUCCCAGCGUUCGUCUCCCCCGCCGAUCUCAUCAUUCCCAUAUCAAAAACUCUACCUUUAAACGAUGGAUUAUGGUUUCAGAUCCAGAACUCAAACGAUAUUCAGGGGAAGGAAAUCUCCAUCCCUAGAAACGCAUACAGAGCAGUUCUUGAGAUCUACGUCUCCUUCCAUUCAAGCGACGAGUUCUGGUAUACAAAUCCUCCUAAUUCAUAUAUAUCUAAGAACAAUCUCACUUCUGUUCCUGGCAAUGGAGCUUUCAGGGAGGUCACUGCAAGCUUAGAUACUAAGCUGGUUGGAGCUGUUUGGCCAUUCACUGUGAUCUACACAGGAGGGUUGAAUCCACUUCUCUGGAGACCAAUUUCAGGUAUUGGUUCUUUCAAUCUCCCUUCAUACGACAUCGAAAUCACACCAUUUUUGGGAGAAAUUUUGGAUGGGAAGAACCAUUUCUUUGGAUUUGGUGUUACAGAUGCUUUGGAUGUCUGGUUUAUUGAUGCAAAUCUGCAUCUUUGGGUUGAUAGCAGGAGCUAUUCUACAAAAGGAAAUCUGAUUAACUAUAAAGCACCUCCAUUUUCUCCAUCUUUGGUUUCAAAGUUUAAGAAUCUUGAUGGGCAUUUUGACACUACUGCAAGAAGAAAGAUUUCUUCAACUGGAUGGGUGAAGUCCUCUUAUGGAAAGAUCACUACACAUUUCUUCCAGAGUUUCAAAUUUACUAAUAAGAUGAAGUUUGCAGGAAAUGGAAGCAUUCAAGAAGUGAAUCAGAGCAUAGAUUAUAAUCAUGGAAGUUAUGCCAAAUAUUCAUCUUCAGCUUUGUUCUCUGAACAAGUUUUUCAAAGCUUUCCUCUUUAUUUAAGUUCAGGGACUGAAGAUCAGGAUAACGAUAGUUUCUCUUUGAUUACAAAUAUUACAUUAGGGUUCAAUGAGAACAAGUUUUCAGGAGAAAGAUUUGGUUUUUCUUUAAGUAAUUUGAGUAAUUCACAGACUGGUCAAGGUGUUAUGCAAGUGAAGGGAAAUCUGGUUACUGGUGGUGUAGGUAGUACUGAACAAGGUUACAGGUAUGAAGGAACUGAUGGCUGCUACUAUAGAAAUGUUGGUAGCAGGAAUUAUAGUAUUCUAUAUGAUAAAUCUGGAGAUUAUUGUAGAAAGAGUUGAGAGUUUGGCUCUUGAGGACAUUUUUUCUCUUGAUGAACUGUUACAAUGAAUAAUAAAACUGGGAAGCUUCAU
This is a messenger RNA of Dendrobium catenatum, 1993 nucleotides long. Its product is annotated as peptide-N4-(N-acetyl-beta-glucosaminyl)asparagine amidase A-like. Bases 155 to 1921 code for a protein of 588 amino acids. Gene Ontology annotation, cellular component: vacuole. Lineage: Eukaryota; Viridiplantae; Streptophyta; Magnoliopsida; Asparagales; Orchidaceae. The record is from RefSeq and is a predicted model, not a curated record. The transcript has a single exon.